AUGACGGAUUUAAGCGAAUGCACUAUCUGCUAUCAAACGGCAAAUAGAGAUUUUCGUAAAAUAACUUCAAAGUGUACUCAUCAAGCCGUUGUUUGUACGGAAUGUGUUAUUAAACACGUUCAAAUACAACUUGAUGAAAAACAAGAGUUGAAAAUUCCUUGUCCUACAAGGGAAUGUGAAAAAAUAAUGGAAAGGUACGAUGUUAAAAAUAUCGUAACAGAAGAACUCUUUAAAAGAUAUGACACACUAGCUUUCAAAACCGCAAUCCAAAAUAUCCCAGAAUUUAGAUGGUGCAAAGAUCCUUGCGGUGCUGGACAAAUCCAUAUAGGAGAAGGCAAAGCGCCAAUUGUCAAAUGUGAAAAUUGUGGAUCAGAGUCAUGUUACAUCCAUAAAGUUGCUUGGCACACGGGUAAAACUUGCAGAGAGUACGACGAGGGCAUGAGACAAUCGGACCUUGCUACUGAAAACUAUAUUUCACAAAAUGCGAAGAAAUGUCCUGGAUGUACCGCACCUAUUACAAAAGAUGGUGGAUGCGAUCAUAUGACUUGUAAAUGCUUGUAUCAAUUUUGUUGGUUGUAA
Cetraspora pellucida is the source of this 579-nucleotide messenger RNA. The record is from the annotation of a GenBank genome assembly. NCBI's taxonomy places the organism in Eukaryota, Fungi, Glomeromycota, Glomeromycetes, Diversisporales, Gigasporaceae.